Symsagittifera roscoffensis is the source of this 1474-nucleotide messenger RNA. RefSeq lists its product as uncharacterized. The transcript is spliced from 6 exons. Bases 312 to 1118 code for a protein of 268 amino acids. NCBI's taxonomy places the organism in Eukaryota, Metazoa, Xenacoelomorpha, Acoela, Convolutidae. The record is from RefSeq and is a predicted model, not a curated record.
AGAACUUUAAAAAAAAUACAUUUCCAAGAGGCUUGUCUUCAUGCAUGGUAAUUCCCAGUUAGAACAUAUUAAAUCUUCUUUGACAACCUUGUUAAGUUGAUGGGUCCCGCACAAAAAAAAUCAAUUUUUGUCGAUUACAAGGGGACGGAAAAAGAGGCAAUGUUUGUUAUAAUAUUGAUAUUAUUCCAAUCAGUGCUUUGAAUUUAGACUUCCCGUCGUCUGAUAGUGGUAGAUCAGACACAGAUGCGUCGCUCGAAGAGGCCUCUACACCUAGCUUCUCUCUAAGGAAAGUGGAACAAGAGUUGAUUCACAUGUCACUUCUGGAAGAUACAGGACUGAAGUGGCAUUCAUUGCUGUCUUUGAGCUACGUCUGCAACCAGACGACUGCGUCAUUUGGACCCAUGAAGGAGUGGAUAGAGAGUGAAAUUCACAUUGAAAAGACUGCACAGAAAAGAGAACACAAUGAGAACAAGUGUCAUCAAAUCACACUUCCGUGCACAUUCAAUCACAGUAUGAAGGUCACUGUCCUACUAAUGGAUCCCCUUGCGUCACUGGAGACGGUAGAUAUUGUCAUGAAGUUGGUACACUAUAGAGGGAAAACACUUCCAGGUAGAGAAAGUAGUAGUAAUGUGACGACAAUUCUGGGCACAGUAGAGACAAGACUGACAAUUACGCCACCCAGCGUGGAGGAACAGAUAAAGCCAACUAAGCAUCCUUGCGUGGAAAACUUAGUGUCUCGUAGCAUAAAAGAUCAUGCUAUAGAUAAACAGAACCUAGAACAGAUUGAAGACAAGGCCAACGUUCUGAACAUAGCAGUUACGGCUGUGUGUUUUGUGCUCUUUCUCCUCAUAAUCACUCUGAUCUCUACUCGCAAUCUUUGGAUUGGAAGCAACUCCUCGAACGGCUUUCGAGUCUUCUUCGCAUCGGGAUACAGAUCUAAAAGUGCAUUCAACAAUCGCAAAAAAUACGACGAAGCCAUGGCUAACGACGAAGAAGAAGACUACGCAGUGCUCAUUACUGAGAAAGGAUCCGAGUCAUUUUCGACCGAAAAGCUCUCGACCGACCAUUUUCUAAACAGUGACUCGGAAUUGGAACUUUUCUCAAACAGACUCUUCUAAAGUGGAACAAUCACAAACAGACUGCUCCAAUUCUCUGUAAAUAAGUAAUUGAUAUAAGUGCUUUUUUUAACUUUAAUUGAAGUUGACUGUCUUAUUCAGCGCAAUCGAAAAAAGAAAAGUAAUGGAGUGGAGAUUCAUUCAUCUUUUAUCUUUUUGUAUCUCAAUACAUAUUUUCUGCAUUCUGUGAAGAAAGUAAAAAGUUAUAGAAAAAUGUUAUUAAAAUGUUUUCACGACAAGGAAUAACGUUUCCUGGUUUUGAAAUUGCAGUAAGAAUCACGUUUGAAAAUGCUUUCAUAAUAAAUGACUAGACCCAAUCUGACGUUAUUUGUGCAAUUUUGUUCAGGAAAAUGAACCAC